AACCUCAAGAACACGAGAGAGAGAGAGAGAGAGAGAGAGCGCUCUCUUGUCGUUUGGAUUCCACGCACAGACUAAAGGUGUGGAGGGAGACCACGUUUGUUUUUAAUUGAGCACAUAGGACGAGUUUGUCAGUCAUGGGGAAAGUUUUUCUUGUCGUGUUAAUCGCUUUAAUUUUUCUGAACGCUACCCAGGCUAAAGGAAAGAAGGCCAGGAAGGUCAAACACAACAGCACUGACAUCGCCAGACCGAGGACUUUUCAAGGACACGCCAUCCCAGUCAACGUCCCUCCUCCUCCAAACCGAACGACAGACCCCCAAACACAUGUCCUCCCGUCCGCCGUUGAUGUCGAAGUCAUGUUACGAAGCAACAACACGGCAAACUACCUCCAAGGUCCUCUGAGCAAUAGGUUCAUCCCAGCUGUCUACAUCAUAGCCGUCGUUGUCGGCAUCCCCGCCAAUAUCGCCAUCUUGGUCUCCGCUGGAACCAAAGUGAGGGUGAUUUCGUCGGCUAUAUUGUACUGUAGCCUGGCAGCGUCCGACUUGCUGCUGUUGUUCAGCCUGUUACUGAAAGCACACUAUCAUCUAAGUGGAAACAACUGGAUAUUCGGCGAAACCGCUUGUCGUAUCACAACCGCCUGUUUUUACGGAAAUCUUUACUGCUCCGCGUUCACAUUAGCAUGCAUUAGCAUCAAACGCUACAUAGCAGUGGUGCGUCCUUUCCUUUUUAAGAGCUUACCAAAGCGCUCAUUUAGCACUUGGGGUUGCUUAACCAUUUGGAUUAUAUUUAUUAUCGCCACUGUGCCGGAAUUUCUAGUGCAACAAAGCUACCGCAUCACAGAUCUCGGAGUAAUCACAUGCCAUGACGUUCUUCCUGCUGAUUUAAAUUACUACCAGUGGCUUAUCUAUUAUAAUUUAGGCUUGACCUGUGUAGGUUUUUUCCUGCCCCUAGUGGUGACUGUGGCAUGUUACACCUCUAUCGUCUGGCACCUGAACCGUUCGCACCGAGACUGGGCUCUUUAUAUCAGAGCUAGCACGUUUAACUUCAUUAUCUUCGUUUUGUGCUUCGGCCCGAGCAGCUGCCUUCAUUUUGUGCAUUACGUUCUGCUGUCUGUCGGCUCCACGGAGAGUUUUUACAUCUACUUCAGUGUGGCCGUGUGUCUGUGUUGCCUGCAUAGUGCUCUGGAUCCGUAUCUGUUCGUGCUCAUGUCCAGGACUGUCCGAAGCAAACGCUACUUCCUUACACCCAAAGGACGCGCACUUAGCAUCUCCACGUAAAGUCAACAUGAAAUGCUUGUUGUGCAACCCGUUUGAUUUCCCUAAUCUUUGAAACUGGAUAUUUAAU
Molecule: messenger RNA, 1341 nt
Organism: Sinocyclocheilus anshuiensis
Lineage: Eukaryota; Metazoa; Chordata; Actinopteri; Cypriniformes; Cyprinidae
Product: proteinase-activated receptor 3-like
Exons: 2
Coding region: 135-1274 (379 amino acids)
Biological process (GO): blood coagulation; positive regulation of Rho protein signal transduction; phospholipase C-activating G protein-coupled receptor signaling pathway
Cellular component (GO): plasma membrane
Molecular function (GO): thrombin-activated receptor activity
Source: RefSeq, a predicted model, not a curated record